Messenger RNA from Boleophthalmus pectinirostris (great blue-spotted mudskipper), 932 nucleotides. RefSeq names its product eukaryotic translation initiation factor 3, subunit F (gene eif3f). Gene Ontology annotation, biological process: translational initiation. Bases 40 to 861 code for a protein of 273 amino acids. Gene Ontology annotation, molecular function: translation initiation factor activity; translation initiation factor binding; metallopeptidase activity. The transcript is spliced from 8 exons. The record is from RefSeq and is a predicted model, not a curated record. Lineage: Eukaryota; Metazoa; Chordata; Actinopteri; Gobiiformes; Gobiidae. Gene Ontology annotation, cellular component: eukaryotic translation initiation factor 3 complex, eIF3m.
ACACCAGGUGCUCCCGCUGUCAUUCUCUCUCUUUCCAACAUGUCGGUGUUCGGACCCGUGGUGAAGAUCCACCCGGUGGUUUUAGCCUCGAUCUGCGACUCGUACGAGCGCAGAAACGAGGGGGCGAGCAGGGUCAUCGGGACUUUGCUUGGAACCAUUGACAAACACUCUAUUGAAGUGACCAACUGCUUCUCUGUGCCCCACAAUGAGUCCGAGGAUGAGGUUGCUGUGGACAUGGAGUUUGCCAAAAACAUGUAUGAGCUCCACAAGAGAGUCUCUCCCACUGAGGUCAUCAUUGGUUGGUAUGCCACAGGCUUUGACAUCACAGAACACUCUGUGCUCAUUCAUGAGUAUUACAGCCGCGAGGCCACAAACCCCAUUCACCUGACGGUCGACUCUGCGCUUCAGAGUGGCAAGAUGAACAUCCGCGCCUACGUCAGUGCUCAGAUGGGAGUUCCAGGGAAGACCGUUGGAGUGAUGUUCACGCCUCUCACAGUGAAGUACAUCUACUACGACACAGAGAGGAUUGGAGUGGACCUUCUUCAGAGGACGCGUCUGGCUCCCUCCCGCACAAAAGGUUUGACCUCUGACCUCUCUCAGGUGGCAGGUGCAGCUGCGCGGGUCCAGGACAUGCUCACGACGGUGCUGGCUUACAUCGAGGACGUGCUGUCUGGGAAGGUGGCAGCAGAUAACUGUGUGGGCCGUUUCCUCAUGGACCUGGUGAAUAAAGUACCUACCAUCUCAGCGGAGGACUUUGAGAACAUGCUCAACUCUAAUAUUAAUGACCUGUUGAUGGUGACAUACCUGUCAAACCUCACCCAGGCUCAGAUCGCUCUCAACGAGAAGCUGGUUUUGCUCUGAAGAAAUUCUGUAGUAUUUAAUUUUGUACAAUUUGUUUUUGGCUGCCAUAAAGAAUAAAAAGGUAAACCAAC